Messenger RNA from Spizellomyces punctatus DAOM BR117, 2070 nucleotides. RefSeq lists its product as uncharacterized. The transcript has 4 exons. The record is from RefSeq and is a predicted model, not a curated record. Lineage: Eukaryota; Fungi; Chytridiomycota; Chytridiomycetes; Spizellomycetales; Spizellomycetaceae. Bases 22 to 1626 code for a protein of 534 amino acids.
GCCGAUCACCAGUUGAUUGGAAUGUCACAUCACAAUGUGCACUCACAGCUUUUGACAUUGAGCCACUCGACCUUAGAGGCAGAGUUGCCGCUACUCUCAGACUCUCCCUCUUCAGACUCGUGCUCGUGCGGACAGGUCUAUCACAAGAUCACUUCACUGUUAAGGGACAAGGAUGAGGAAAUAAAAGUUGCAGCAGAGUUGGGCUUAACUCUGUUGACCAAGGUCAGGGAGCUGGAAGUCGACAAAGAAGAACUGGAGCUUCAGUUGUACGAAGCUCGGAAAGCAGACACGGAGAAGAGUAGAAAGCUAAGCGAAACGGAAAGCGCUCUGAGAAUUUUGGAGGAGGCAGUUUCACGUGCCGAUUGCGACAAUGAGCGCAAAGAUAAACAGAUUGAGAAUCUGCAGAAACUCUUGAAGCGAGAGAAAGACCUGAAUGGAAAGCUUGAAGAGAAGGCGGACUUGCUGUCUCAAGAACUUGCGAAAACUAAGGAAGGAGCGGAUAUCGCAAUCAGAGAGCGAAAUAAAGCGCGUUCUGAGCUAAAGUCUAUCCAGGCACAGCGGGAAAAAGUCCCGCGUAGUAAAGAAGUGGAUAUGGGGAAAGACCAAAAAAUAAAUUUAAAUCCGAAAGAUGAACCGCCUGCCGACACGGAUGUUCAAAUGCUGUUAGUUCUGGCAAAGGAGCUACAAGCCGCAAACCGCAAUCUAAGAGGCGACUUGAAGGCUGCAGAAGAGCGGAUUUAUAUUCUAGAAAACGACAUCAGUGAGGCCAAUAGACUUCUUCACGACUCACGGCUCGAUCAAGAACGGCUACGAACCCACGUGCAAGACAGUGCAUCCAUUGUCUCAACGGGGUCGUCCCCGAUGACCUCAGUUUUUGGCGAAUUGGAAAACGUAAUUAAGAGGACACGUCAGCAUGAUGACUUUGCUCUUGAAGACAGGGCAACUGGAACAGCCGUGCCGGCAGCGAGCGAUAUCCAAGUGCCAAGCACCACAGAGUCUCUACAAACAUCCCUUCACUCGCAGCUGCAAACCUUGACGCGCAUUGGCAGUCAACUUCGCAAUCGGCUGAACUCGACAGAUCCGCAGUGCCUUAAUCGUAAAAUCAGAAGGAGCUUUGAUAUGCGGGAAUUGUCAAAGUUGUCCAAUUCCGUAAUCGAAAACAUCAAGAUGGACGUCAAGGGGCUUCCACUCCGAUUCCCUGUCCUGAAACACUCUGCUGGUCUUCCAUCUCUUAGCGAGUUGUACAUCAUUCUGCUACUUCCGCUAGUGCAACUUGUGCAAACUUUACUGGACGAUAUCUGCAUUCUCCGGACCACAAUUAACGACUAUGCUCUCAAAAUGUAUGACAGCAUCUAUCAGAGCUCUCAACUUCCGCCACACGCUCCCGUGGUUCCGACCCCUUCCGAGCGCCCUCCUGAAACCUUGUCGAAGAGCCGAUCUCUCUCAAAUUUGACAUCCUACAUAUUACCGUCCGCAACGACUGUUGCCACUUGGUUUAGUAGAAAGCCUCCUGAAACAAUAAGCGAGAGCACGGAGAAUGAGAUUCCUAGUCCACCACCUCGACGCAAAGCCGCCACUUUCGGUGCUACAUCCGGCAAACGAGUAUUUUUGCAAGAGAAUUCUUAAAAGCCUUGACACUGACGGAAAUAUCCAUUCGCUGGCCUUGCUCGCAUUCUGUCGUUCAAGCUUUGCUCACAUGAACGACAGGAUGCAAAUGAUUGUUUCAUUUGCCUAUACUGCAGAAGGGCUGCUCACAGGACCGUCAAGGAAAAUGCUUACUGAGAAGCGUCCCUCCAAAAAUGGGAGAACGGGAUUACACGAUUGUUUGCUGAACAUAGACCAGUUGCAUGACACGGAAGGACAGCACACAAGCCUCAAUCUUGACGUGUAGCGAAGGCAACACACAUCCUUUUUGCCCACCCUAUUCAUAUGAUGGCGAUGCGCGCAUCGUGGGUCUGUUUCUUCUGAACUGGGGUCAUGGUUAUAGAUGAUGCACUGAGUCUAUUACGCAAGUUGUAUUAUACAUUUAAAUUAAGAAUAUAACGGCAUAUUUUGCGGUCCUCGCACGUU